GGGUUUUCCUGCAUCGAUUUGAUUUUGACUGUAAAGCCUUUGACUUCAAUCCAUCUUCUUCCCCCAAAAGAAACCCUAAUUCCGUACAACCCCCAAUUCCCUCAGAACCCUCCGAUUUUUCUGAUUCACGUCUUCAAUUAGGGUUUCCUUACUCCUUUGCUUCCAAAACCCUAGCUCCGCAAACCAGUGCUCUGAAAUUAGGGCUUUUUGGGUUUUUAUGCAUGGCUUCGGGGCCAAAUCCAUUGGCCGGUGACGGCGCGAGGGAGAAGCACAUGAACCGGAAGAACCAGAAGAAGCCGAGAGAACGAACCGCCAUUGACGACCGAAGCUCGUCCAGCGAGAGCUUCCCUAUAUCCGGCCGCUCCGAGACGGCCAACGGCGGCGGACUCCAUGGGUACACAAAACUCGACGGCCGCGUCAGAAUCAGCUUGAAUUCGUGCUCGAAGAUCGAUAUCAGAGAGCUCAAGAGGAGACUCGUGAGCGAGCUCCACGAGGUCAGGUGUUUGGUGAAGAAACUCGAAGCUUCUAAGGACGUUUAUGGCGGCGGCGGCGGCGGUAGUCUCUCGCAAUUCUCGUCGAAUUACGUGGAAAACGCCGCAAUGAGGGUCAAUUCAGAGGCCGGCUCGGUCGGACCGCCGCGGAGCGGACUGAAGUCAAAAGGAGGGAAGAGAGAUGUUGAGAUGAGAUUAGGGCAAGGGAAAGAUAAGUAUUCGAGUCAAUUGUUUAAGAGUUGUUACAAUUUGCUUGACAAACUGAUGAAACACAAGUUUGGUUGGGUUUUCAAUUCUCCUGUUGAUGUUAAAGCUCUUGGUCUUCAUGAUUACUUUACAAUUAUUAAGGAUCCGAUGGAUUUAGGAACUGUUAAAACUAGACUUCAUAAGAUGUGGUAUAAAUCGGCUAUGGAGUUUGCUGAAGAUGUUAGGCUUACUUUUCGGAAUGCGAUGGUGUAUAACCCUAAAGGACAGGAUGUUCAUUCAAUGGCGGAGCAGUUGUUGAAGAUUUUUGAAGAGAAAUGGAGAGGUAUAGAAGUGGAGUAUAAUCUCAAAAGAAGGCGCGAAAUGGAGGACGAGGAGGAGGGUGGAGAAGAGGCGGAUUUGGAAUUGGCAAGACCCGCUUCGAGAAAAGCCCGGGAUCCUGCUGUUCCGGCAAUGAGAACACUAGACAGAGCAGAAUCAAUGACGAAGCCCAAGGAUCCGAAGUUGGCAGCGGUGCCAGAGAGAUCUGAUCGGAGUAAUCCGGUUUUGAAGAAACCGAGAGCGAAGGACCCAGAUAAACGAGAUAUGACGUAUGAGGAGAAGCAGAGGCUGAGCACAAGCCUUCAGAAUUUGCCCUCGGAAAAGCUGGAUAAUGUGGUUCAGAUCAUUAAGAAGAGAAAUCCAGGGCUUUUUCAACAAGAGGAUGAGAUCGAGGUCGAUAUCGCUAGUGUUGACCUGGAAACGCUUUGGGAAUUGGAUAGGUUUGUGACCAAUUACAAAAAAAGUUUGAGCAAGAAUAAGCGAAAAGCUGAACUUGCUCUCCAGUCCAGAGCAGCAGAGACUGAGAAGAAAAAAAUGGCUUCUUCAGAGACACCUAAACCAAAAGGAUCCAAAACAGAUUCUGACAAUGAUGGUUUGUCUGGGAGUGGAUCAGACUGAAGACGAGACUUGAAUGGGAAGCGUUGACAUAGGAAGCAUGUGUUAGUUGAUUUGGUAAUGAUUAGAUCGAUGUCAUUGGUAAAAAUUUUAGUCAGUUGGUAAAAGCGUUGAUUUUUAUUUUCGGAGCCAGCUUUUUGUUCUUCAAAUUGUGCAUUAACAUAAAACUCAAUUAGCUGGUUUUGUAAAGAAAUGUGUCUCGUAUGGUAUGUACAUUUUUCCAUGCUCAUAUGAAAC
This is a messenger RNA of Morus notabilis, 1868 nucleotides long. RefSeq names its product transcription factor GTE3, chloroplastic. The record is from RefSeq and is a predicted model, not a curated record. The coding region runs from base 222 to 1634 and encodes 470 amino acids. The transcript is spliced from 3 exons. NCBI's taxonomy places the organism in Eukaryota, Viridiplantae, Streptophyta, Magnoliopsida, Rosales, Moraceae. Gene Ontology annotation, molecular function: protein binding.